Erythranthe guttata (spotted monkey flower) is the source of this 1816-nucleotide messenger RNA. The record is from RefSeq and is a predicted model, not a curated record. Lineage: Eukaryota; Viridiplantae; Streptophyta; Magnoliopsida; Lamiales; Phrymaceae.
AAAUCGACAGAGGCAACGAACACGAGAAAAUUAAUAAAUCGCUAAUCGAGUGAAUCAACAAUAGUCAUAUUCGAACCAGACUAUAGUCACGUUAAUGCUUCUGCUUCAGAUCUGGAGAGCAAAAAAAACAAAAAAAUCGAAAAUAACGAAAGGGAAAGAGGUGGAGGCGACGACAACGACGGUGAAUGAAAGAGAGAGUGGGGAACAAACAAGAAAUUCAUAAAUCACUAAUCGAGUGAAUCAACAAUAGUCAUAAUUAUUAACAAAACACUGAGAAUAUGACUAUUAUGUGACUACACUGUAAAUCGAGAUAAAAUAAAAUCAGAUACAACUCGACGACACAAACUCAUACAUUUUGCUCUGAACAAUUUCUGACCUUUGGCUAGGUAGGAAAUGCACCUGUCAAACACAUCCAACAGCUAAUUGAACGGUCAAAUUCGUCAUUUGAGAUUUAAUGUAAUACUAAUCAGUAAUUAAUUAAUUAAUUAAUGCCCCACAAAUCUUCUUAUAAUAUUGUCAACUUAUUUUUAAUUUAGCACCAGACGAAAUAAUUACAAUCUGAGAUCAUUAGAAAUUGUUCAGAGCAUACGAAUACGAACAAUCUCUGCUCAUUAAGAAAAAAACAAUUCCGACUCUGUGUAAAACGGAAUAAAAUUUUCAAUUAGUAACGAUCCUUUACACCAAUUAAGAAGACCCAAAAAGAAACAAUGAAAAUUCGGUUCUACAUACACACAUAUCUGAAUACACACACUACAACUCAGCCCCAUUUAUGAAACCAACAAAAUUAAAGCAGAACAUCUGACCUUCAAACACAGUUUAACUUCGGCAACGAACACAGAAGGGUUGAACGGCGACGAAAUCUCUAUUCUCACUUAAUCUCGGUUGAACUCACGUCUGUAUAUGAAGGAAAAUCACGUCCGCCUAUAAUAAAGGGAAACGGUUAUGGGAAGAUAUGGUGAUUAAAUAUUUGAUUUAUUAUAAUAAACUGUUAAUAAGGGUAUUUAUGUCUUAUUAUGUUUAAUUGAGGGGGUUUCACUAAUUAAGUUUGGGAUGUGAGUUUGUGCAAAAGUCUUAAAAGUCAAUUGGAUUUUACUCAUAAUAUUUUCCAUUUGAGGGGGAAAUUGCAUAUUUCCCUUUCAAAACUGGGUUAAGAAAUGUAUAGUUUUUUGAAUAUUUGAUAAGACUUUAGAAUAUAUUAUAACAUUAUUGUUAUCAUUUUUAAUGACAUAAAUUUAACGCUCCGAUUCUCUCAUUCUAAUAAAACUUGAGAACAAUAUUAUUUUUGCGGGUUACACACUUAAACUUCUAUUUAUGCAUGACAAGUGAAACUCCAUACUUGUGUGAAUUUUCAAUUUUAUUAAACUACAUUUUUACUAUUUACUAUUCUCUCUCUCUCUCUUUUCACUAUGUCGAAGCAUUUAGGAAUUCGAUCUUUGACAAAAGCCUUUAGAUCAGUUGGUAGCAGCAGCGGGAGCCUUUCUAGGAGCCGCACCCUUUCGGCUUCCUCGGCUCCGAUUCCGACAGGGUCCGACCCAAAGCCGGCGGAUGAGGAGACGACACAGGAGGAGGAGGAGCAGAUGACAGAGGAGGAGGAGGAGUAUGAGGAUGAUGAUGAGUCUGAGUAUGAGGAUGAUGAUGAGUCUGAGUAUGAGGAUGAUGAUGAGUAUGAGAAGAAGAAGAAGGAGGAGGAGGAGAAGAAGAAGAAGGAGGAGGAGGAGGAGAAGGAGAAGAAGAAGAAGAAGAAGAAGGUGAUCAAGAUGUAGACUUUUAUUUUAAUUUUUGAAACUAUUGCGUUAAUUAGUUUAUUAGCUGUAGU